This is a messenger RNA of Pelagomonas calceolata, 1232 nucleotides long. NCBI's taxonomy places the organism in Eukaryota, Pelagophyceae, Pelagomonadales, Pelagomonadaceae. The record is from the annotation of a GenBank genome assembly.
CGAGCGAGGAGUCGAGCUGCUUGGAGCUGGGAGCACGCCUAGCGCAGCAAACAGCUGCAAGCGCGCAUAGAUCGUCGCAGCACUGCAAUAGCAACCACUACAACGGGCGUUAACGUCGUCGCCGCAGCGCUACCUGGGUAGCAAAGCUGUCCACAGCACUUGCGCCCAACCAAAACGCCGCCGCCGCAGCGUGAGACGCGAUGCAGCCGCGUUACAAACUUGCAGGAGCCGCCGCCGCCGCCGCCGUCGCAGCGUUAAUACUAGAACGAUGGAGGAGAAAACGCCGCGGCUGGCGCCUCGAGGACAAGGUGACCGUAGUAUUGUGCACGUCGCCCGUUAAAAGUAAUCCUUCAACCAAGUUAAUACAAGAAACGCACGGGUCCAUGUGCCACUACGCUCCCUGUUUAAAAGCGUGUCGGUUGAUUAUUUGUUGCGACGGUGCGUGUCCCGCGUCCUCCGUGUCUUCGGCCUGGUCCUUCUAUGUCUUCGUCGUCGCUCGCGGCCUCCUGUCGAUGGCGUCGGCAGUGCUUUACGCGCGGCCCGGCACGCCAUCGACGCGUCCCCGCGCAGGCUACAAAACGCGGGACAAACCAAAGUACCGGAGCGGCCAGGUCACGGAAGAGGGCGGCCUGGCCUACGAGGAGUUCCUUCAACGCCUCAAGAAGCUCAAUUUAGGAGAGAUCGUGCGGUGUCAAGAACGGCAGGGGUUUGGCUUCGCGCUCAAAAACGCGUUGACAAGAGUUAGGACGCCCUACGUCAUCGUCGUGCAGCACGACCGCAAUUUUGUCAGGGAGGCGCCCAUUGUAGAUAUUGUGAAAUGUUUAGAAAAGAACGACGCUUGGUUGAAGUACGUACUGUUGCCUACUACUACCGUCCUGAACUAUCCUCGCUACGUCCAGUCCAAAUAUCAGUUGAGGAUAGCCCCGCAACCGACGGACUUCGGGUUCGCUUUGACACCAUUGCUACAAUGGUACGAUAGCACGCACAUCUGUUCGAUGAGGCACUAUCGCGACUUCGUGUAUAGAGGCGGGUUGGUCGCUCGAGGUGGUUUUGUGGAGGACAAGCUCGGCCAGUAUCAACUGAAAAGGAUUAAGGAACGGGGGUUAUCUGCUCAUGCGGAGUUCGCGCAGUACGUGCUGGACGAUGGGGUUGAAAAGCCGAUGGUGUCGCACCUGGACGGGCACGACUCGCGGGUGCUGGAGAAGAUGAGGUUUGUGUAAUUGUGUUUUGUU